AGGGCGCGGGACUCGCGACGGGCUGGCGUUUUCUCUUCAUGCUGCCGGGCGUGCUGCUGCCGGGGGCGCUGUCCCGAGAAUGUCGAUGUCACUGUCGCGAGGUGCUGCUGGACGACGAUGCUCAAUGCAGCCACUGCUGCAAAUCGCCAGGGCGGACAGGGAGCUCAGCAACCGGGAACCUGGGCCACCCAGUCUCGCCGCCACAAGGCCCCGAAAGCCGCCAACGUUGUACCGGUGGGCAGCCGUGUGGGUGGCAGGUGGCGCGCCGGGGUGGGUGUUGGAAGAAGCCGCGAGCGCAGGUCGAGCUGGCGGAGUCGGGCUCGUGGUGUUGAGGGGAGCUUCUUUGUCGUCGAGCAGUAUAUCACAGCUAAUAGCAAAACCACACCUGGCGUCUCAUCUCAGAUUGCUGCCCUGAUCCAGCGCCAUGUUUACGCCUGCCAGGCCUGCCCGUCCGCUCCACGCGUGCUCGCCGGAGCGCUGCCGCUGGCCCCGCUGGCCUCUGCUAUCCGCAUCACGACCUUCCCGUCGGACUCGCAGUCUCCCACGCCUCUCCCACUCUCCUCCACCCCCCUCCCCGCCUCUUCACCUAGCCACCCAUUCAUCCCGUCGUCGCCCAGACGCCCUCGCCCCAGCCUCACUCCUGCGCCCCCUGGCCGCCAUUUCGAAACGCCGCGCCUGGCAUCAAACCUGCUCGCGGCCUGACCGCAUACCCUCCCCCAUUGGCCCAUGCAUCGCGCUCUUCACGACGUCUCUCUGCGCUGGCGAUUGGCACCCCCGGUCUCUUCUCUUCAUUCUGCGUGUCCAGGAGCUCAGAGCGCCCUCUGUCCGCGCU
Mytilinidion resinicola is the source of this 832-nucleotide messenger RNA. RefSeq lists its product as uncharacterized. The record is from RefSeq and is a predicted model, not a curated record. The coding region runs from base 118 to 702 and encodes 194 amino acids. NCBI's taxonomy places the organism in Eukaryota, Fungi, Ascomycota, Dothideomycetes, Mytilinidiales, Mytilinidiaceae. The transcript is spliced from 2 exons.